AUGAUGUUUGAAAAAACAAACACUGGAGUAGUAAAAGUUGAUGAACAUUCAUAUGAAAAUAUGAGAAAAACAAGAAGAAUUUAUGUUAAUAGUGAUGUACAUAAAGAGAUUUUAAUGUUAUUGUUUAAUUUAAUAGUGAUGGAGAAUGGAGUAUUAGACCCAUUAUAUACUGAUCAAUUUCCAGAUUUAAAAGGUAUGAAAGAUGCAUUAUUUAUUUUGUCAUGUCAUUUAGAUCGUAGUUCAAAUAGAGAAAUAGCAAAACAAUUAUUCUGUCAAGAGUCAUUAAAUCCAGGAAUUCAAGAGUUAUUGAGGUUAUUAUCACAACAGUUUUUUGAUAUGUCAAAGUAUUCAAUUAUUAAAGUCAUUGGAGAAGGUGCGUAUGGAGUAUGUUCUGAGGCAUUGGUAAAAUAUGGAUCAGACGUAACAUUGAAUAAAGUUGUUAUCAAACAAAUUAAAAUUUCUGAAUCUCCUAAAGCAAGAAGUGUUCUUCAUGACAUUUUUAAUGAAAUUCUUAUUCUUGAAAGACAUUGCAGAGAUGAAAGAGUUUCUCAUUUAUUUGAAUAUGGAUAUAACGAAGGGUUCUAUAAUAUUGUUAUGUAUCAAUAUUCUGCAUCAUUAGGAUCAUGGAGAAGAAAUUUACAACCGUCAACAUCAAACACACGAAUUCAUUUAUUAUUAAAUAUUUACAAAGAAGUAUUACGAGUUUGUCAAGUUUUAAACCAACGAAUUAUUCAUUUUGAUAUUAAAUGUGAAAAUUUCUUAAUUGAACCAUUACCUGGAGUAUCAUUAGAAACAGUCAAUAAUCCACAAACAGAAAUUCCACCAUUUAAAUUAUGUCUUGCUGAUUUUGGGGAGGCAUGUGUUUAUCGUAAUGAUAAAGAAGCAAAUACAACUAGACAUCGUGGAACAGAAUCAAUUAAACCACCAGAAAUGUUAAAAAUGGAUUUAGCAGGAGGAAUGCCUGUAAAUGCAUCAUGUGAUAUUUGGGCAUUAGGCUGUUUGUUAUAUGAAUUAUAUACAUCAAAAAUGCUUUUUGCAAUUGCUGAUGUUGGAGAAUUUUAUUUCAGAGUAUUAAAGAGUGAAGAAUUAUUAACAGAAGAAAAUAAAGAAUUACUUGGAAAUAACGAAUAUUUAAUUGGAUUUCUUGAAUUUGUAUUAAACAGAGAUCCAACAAAACGACCACAAAUAUCUACAUUAGCACAAAGAUUUGAUGAAGUAAUUGAAAAGUUUAAAAAAGACAAUAAAAAAGAUUUACUUAAAGCAAAGAAGUGGGAAAAGAAUAGAAAGAUGUUGGAAAGAAAACAAUAUGAAGAAAUUGAAGAAGAAAAUAUUCAAUCAAAGAAAGAUAUUGAUAUUAAAAGAGGAAUAGAAGUUGUUGACUUUGAAGAAUCUAAACAAGUAUUUAAAUAUUUUAAUAAUAUUCUAUUUGGUGGAGAAAUGAAUGAUGAAGAAGUAUAUAAAAGAGGAAUUAAAUAUGUUAUGCAUUUUGGAGAAGAAUUACCAACAUCACUUUCACUUACUGCUAUGAAUUAUCCUAUUCCAAAAACAAUUGAAGAAAUGAUUAAAUUAUUUUCACGAAUUAUUGAGGUAUUAAGGGAAUUUGUUGUAUCAAAAAGAGCUGUAUAUAUUUGUGGAGAUAAAGGAUAUAUGCCAGCUGCUUUAUUAGUUGGAUUUACAAUGCAAAAACAUUACUUAUCAGAGUAUGAGUCUUAUCUUUACAUUCAAAAAGUAUGUCCAUAUGUUAGACUUCAUGAAUCUGUUUUAAGUGGAUUAAAAUAUUUUGAAAAGAAUCCAAUUCCAUCAAUUUUCAGUGGUAAUGAUAAAUUAAGACAUUUCCGUUGUUUAUGUGGAAUUGUUGAUAUAGUUUUAACUCAACCUAUUGAUGAAGAAUUAGUUAGAAAUUGUAGAUGUGAAGCAGAUGGUAAAGAAUAUUGUCCUAAUCGCCAUAAUGGGUGUAGAAUCUUUUUAGAAACAAUGAAAGAGAAAUCAUCUUAUGAUGCAAUAUUUAUGAAAUGGGUUGGAGUAAAACAAAAGAAUGUUGUGGGAAUGAAGAAUCUUUUGAAUGUUAUGAAUGUGUUUGUUUAUUCUUUUUUUUGUAUUUUAUUUGCUUAA
Molecule: messenger RNA, 2112 nt
Organism: Entamoeba nuttalli P19
Lineage: Eukaryota; Evosea; Mastigamoebida; Endamoebidae
Product: mitogen-activated protein kinase kinase
Exons: 1
Coding region: 1-2112 (703 amino acids)
Biological process (GO): protein phosphorylation
Cellular component (GO): cytoplasm
Molecular function (GO): protein serine/threonine kinase activity; ATP binding
Source: RefSeq, a predicted model, not a curated record